Messenger RNA from Lodderomyces elongisporus, 1515 nucleotides. RefSeq lists its product as uncharacterized. Gene Ontology annotation, cellular component: Golgi apparatus. Bases 1 to 1515 code for a protein of 504 amino acids. The transcript has a single exon. NCBI's taxonomy places the organism in Eukaryota, Fungi, Ascomycota, Pichiomycetes, Serinales, Debaryomycetaceae. Gene Ontology annotation, biological process: endoplasmic reticulum to Golgi vesicle-mediated transport; Golgi organization. Gene Ontology annotation, molecular function: small GTPase binding. The record is from RefSeq and is a predicted model, not a curated record.
AUGGGCAAGAACAAGAAGAAGCAAAGUGGAAAAUCCAAUACGAUUCAACAAAAUGGGUCUCUUGCCGAACAUAAGUUAAAAACAAAACAAGAAGAAGGAGAAGGAGUGAAAGAAGAAGAAAUAGAAAAUAAAGAAGAAGAAGAAGAAGAAGCAGGAGAUGCUAUCAAGGAUGGAGUUGAGACAUUGAGUAUGGAAGAAAGGGAUACUAGCGAUAAAGACGAAUCAAAGCAAAAGCAAACCUUACAAAAUUCACAUUCUUCAACCAACCAGUUAUUAAAUGACCAAACAAUAAGCCAAACAGAAACUAAUGGUAGUAUUGAAGUUAACGACAAUAACAACACUAAAGAGAGUGAGGUGGAAAUGGAUAGAGCCACAGCAGCCAAGCUUAAGCAGGUGGAACAAGAAAGAGACGAAAUACAACAGUCCUACGAUAGUCUAGUGAGCAGGUUAUCCUCGAUGAAAACAGUAUUUGGUAAGAUGAAACAAUCAGAACUAGAAUUGGAAGAAAAAUCAGAAUUGGUUCAAAAUUUAAGUAGUGAAAAUGAAGAAUUAAAAGCAAAACUUCAACAAAUGCAAGAAACUCACGAACAGACUUUAGCCAAUAAAGUUGACGAUUCAGUAGUUGCACAAUUGAGAGAUGAAAACCACAAUCUCAAUUUUGAAAUCCAGAAAUUGAAUGAGACAUUAAACAAGACAAGACGAGAAUAUGCCUCCACAAUUGAUGAGUUACAAGAUGAAAAAUAUAAUUUGGAGAAUCAAACAUCAAAGUUGAACAAAAAAAUACACGAACUAAAGCAAGAAAUUAGUGAAUUGAAUGCUAGUAGAGCAGAAGCAGAUGUCGAAUAUAAGGAAAACAAAGCAAUACAAGAAGACCUCAAGACUAAAUUGAUUUCAAAGGAAGAAGAGCUCCGAAUAUCGACAAAUAUAAUUUUACAACUAGAGUCCAAUAUCAGGAAAAGUGAAGAGCAAAUCAAGAGUAUAGAAUCUUUAUGCAAUGAAAAAAUCACCGCAAUUCAAAAACAAAAUCAAAUGCAGGUAUCGAGUAUAGAAGAUUUACAAGCCGAAGUCAAAGAGUACAAAGAGAAGCUUGCACUUGCCGAAAGUGAAAACAAACAGUUGGACGAAUUAAAGUCUGAGCUAAACAAUAAACAGCUUCUUAUUGGUAAACUUCGCCAUGAAGCAAUAAUUUUAAAUGAACACUUGACCAAAGCAUUAACAAUGCUCAAACAGGGCGGGGACAGCUCAAACAAGCUGGUGGAUAGAGAGCUUAUAUCGAAUGUCAUUAUCAGUUUCCUUCAAUUCCCACGAGGAGAUUCCAAGAAAUUCGAGGCACUUCAACUUAUAAGUGCCUUAUUGGAAUGGGACUCACUGCAAAAAAUAGCUGCUGGCUUACAACAUGUGCCUAACCCCAAAAACCAAACCAAACUUGAUGCAAAUGGGAAUGAAGUACCCGUACGACAGAGUUUUGUAUCUUUAUGGACGGAAUACUUGGAAAAAGAGUCGAGCAAGAAAUAG